AGACGCUAGGUUUAUAACCAACACAAGUAAUGAGGUUUCUCAGUAAUCACUUCGCAGAGACAUCGACUAACGCUCAGCUGCGUUUAUGCUCUUGAACACAACGUUGGAUCAGAAAGCCCAGAGCACAUUGCAAAGAUGGCAGACAGGAAGCAGAGCCCCGAGGAGGUACUGGCCGCUCUGGCUGAAGAAGAUAGCGAGGCAGACUCUCUGGUCGACUCGGCGUCGGACGACGAGGACCUCCUGCAGCCGGAGAGACGCUCGCAUCAUGAUGAUUCACCAUCGGAAAGUGAUGAAGAGUACGAGACUCAGCCAUCAUCUUCCUCACCUGGAUCUGAAUCACCCAAAGACACGCAGUCCAAAGGAAAAGGAAACGCCUCUUCAAACCCCAUGAAGCGUGUCCGCAGGUCUCCCCGAGGUGGGUCUCCAGCCCUCAGGUGGCGCAGCAGAGAGGAGAAGGACAGAGGACCAGAGCCUCGGAGGUUCAUGCCAGCCAGGGUCCCCGGCCCCGCGUUAGACCCCAGCGCAGCGUGGUCGCCCCUCUCUCUCUUCAGACUGUUCUUCAGCCCCUCUGUGGUCCAGAGGCUCGUCGACAACACCAAUGCAAACGCCCUGAAGAGGUCACAGGCUGGAAAGAAGUACGUUUGGAAAGAGCUGACUGUGAGGGACUUCUAUAUCUUCCUGGCCAUUACCAUUCUCUCGGCCCUCGUCCACGUUGCCCACAGAUCAGACUACUGGUUGAAGAAAGGUCUGUACGACUUCCCAUUCGCCGCUGAGAACAUGUCCCAGGAACGCUUUGAAGCCAUCCUGUGGUCGCUGCACAUGAGCGACCCUGAAGGAGACGAGGAAAACGAGCGCAAGAGUAACACCGCCGAGUACGACAGACUCUUCAAGAUCAAGCCCCUUUACACGGACAUCAUUGCUGCCUGCAAAGCACACUUCCAGCCCUAUCAGAACCUUUCAAUAGAUGAGAAGAUGGUGGCCUUCAAGGCCAUGGAGCCGCAUAUGAGAGACCAGCCCAUAAAGUGGGGGUACAAGCUGCUCGUGCUGGCGGACUCCUCAACGGCAUACACCUGGAACUUCUCUGUGUGUACGGGGGAGAGUGAGUCCACUACAGGCCGUGGACUCAGCUACUCCUCCGUGAUGGACCUCCUGCCCCUCCCUCUGCUCGGUCAGGGCUACACACUCUUUGUGGACAACCUUCACACCAGCCCUGCCCUCUUUAAGCAUUUGUCCACGAAAAACAUUGGCUGUUGUGGGAUCAUUGGAAGAAAUCAAAUUGGCUUUCCACAGACUGAGUUGAAUGAACUUCCGAAAAAGGCUGAGAGGGGAGAUUUGCGGUGGAUAAGGAGAGGAGAGCUCCUGUUCGUCAAGUGGAUGGACAGCUGGGAAGUGUGCAUGUGCUCCACCGUGCACGAGGCCUUCAGCGGACAGACUCUCAGGAGGAAGGUGAAACGGGCUGGUGAGUGGCAGAUUAAGACUGUUCCCGUUCCUGACGCUGUGGUGGACUACAGGCAAAGCAUGCGCGGCGAGGACGUGUCCGACGUGAACUACAGCGCUCACCACAAAACAAAGAAAUGGUACAAGACUUUUUUUUACCAUUUUCUGGAAAUUUCCGUGGUGAACAGCUUCCUUCUCCACGAGGAGCUGCUCAAGGUGAGCAGUGACCCCGGCAGGACGAAGCCACACACCCUGAAGUCCUUCAGGGAGCGGCUGGCUGCAGACAUGUUGGAGUUUGCUGAAGGCUGUGCAGCACCAUCACUGCUCAAAUGCAUGCCCAUGUUUUAUGGGGAAGAUGGCACCCAGUCCAGGAGGUACUGCAGGAGGUGCCAUGAUGCUGGCUACAAGAGGGUGAAGACACCUGUCUACUGCAGCAAGUGCCUGGUCCCUCUGUGCCUCACUGCCAAGAAGAACUGUUACAUGGAGUGGCACCUCAACACUCGCAUCCAGGAUGCAUAAUGGUCUGCCAGUGUGUCGUUUUCACCUACCUCUAAAAUGAGUGGAUUUCUUUUAUAUUGUGUUUAAUGUUUGAAAUAAAUCUGCUCCAGUUGGAGUCAAACUUC
Messenger RNA from Gymnodraco acuticeps, 2060 nucleotides. RefSeq names its product piggyBac transposable element-derived protein 4-like. The record is from RefSeq and is a predicted model, not a curated record. The transcript has 3 exons. Bases 136 to 1956 code for a protein of 606 amino acids. NCBI's taxonomy places the organism in Eukaryota, Metazoa, Chordata, Actinopteri, Perciformes, Bathydraconidae.